Tilletiopsis washingtonensis is the source of this 3490-nucleotide messenger RNA. RefSeq lists its product as hypothetical. Gene Ontology annotation, molecular function: catalytic activity. The transcript is spliced from 6 exons. Bases 164 to 3241 code for a protein of 1025 amino acids. Lineage: Eukaryota; Fungi; Basidiomycota; Exobasidiomycetes; Entylomatales. The record is from RefSeq and is a predicted model, not a curated record.
CCUCCAACAUCUUCGCAGCACCCUCGCAGCACGGCCGACUGCCAGCAUCUGCGGCGCACUGCGACUCGCACCCGUCUGGCCCGCGCACACCUCCACGUAGGCUCGCGCGCCGCACUGCGGCAGGCCGGCUCCACACCCCGCACCAGCGCUCCGGGCCCCUGCGAUGCUCACGUCCAAGGCCACCAAGGCGACGCGCGCCGACGCCGGUGCCGCGUCGGGGGCGUCGGGCAACCGCACGUCGGCCGCACACGCCACCAUCACCUCGGCCCUCGCCGCCGACCCGACGCUGCCGCCCAGCGUCGCCGCCGAGCGCCUCUUUCCCUCGCCGGCGGCGUGGCGGCGCGGCAUCCUGCGCUUCCGCAUCAAGGAGCAGCUCGAGGAGGGGCGCGGCAAGGGGUGGAACUGGCACAAGGGCGCCGUGCACCCGGGCAACACAGAGCCCGAGGACGAGGAGCUGGAGCGCGUGCGCCAGCGCUUCGGCUACAAGGCCGAGAGCGAGGGCGGGCCGAGCCGCCUGUAUCUGAUGAUCCUCGCCGACGCGCUGCUGCCGCUGCCGCGCAACCCCAUGUCCGGCGUUGUCUCGCCGCCGCUGCUUGCCACGACGGGCAUCGUGCCCUUCUCCAUCUUCAGCACCGGGCCCGACAUCAUCGGCCACUACUACGACUGCAUCGUCUCGGCGCGCCGUGAGGUGGUGCUGCUGACCAACUACUGGCAGGGCGGCAAGAACGUCGACCGCAUCGCCGAUGCGCUGCGCGAGCUCGACCGGCGGCAGGGCGAGCGGCUCGCCGAGGCGGCGCGCAAGGAGGGCCGCCAGCUGGGCAAGCCGAGCAUCGAGGAGCGCAUCAUCGUCAAGAUCAUGUGGGACCGCGGCCCGCAGACGCUCGCCGAUCUCUUCCGCCUGCGCAAGCCCGUGCCGCCCGGCAUGUGGAAGACCAACGGCCUGCCAGAGGAGCAGGACGUGCCGAAUAUCCACGUCGAGAUUCUCAACUACCACCGGCCGCUCAUGGGCACGUUCCACGCCAAGCUGCUGCUUGUGGACCGGCAGGUGGCGCUGGUGAACAGCAACAACAUCCAGGACCGGCCCAACAUCGAGGGCUGCACGCGUCUCGAGGGCGACAUUGUCAACUCCGUCUACGACCACGCGCUGAUCUCAUGGGGCAACCGCCUCAACCCGCCGCUGCCGUGCCUCGGCUCGCCGGCGCCAAAGGAGCCGAGCGCCGAGGCGUUCAGCGACGGCGGCGACGGCGGCGCCUCGAGGCUGCCCGUGCUCACUGGCGCCAAGCUGCAGGAGAUGGCGCAAGCGGCGCGCGCACGCCUGCAGGAGGAGGAUGAGGAGAGCGAGGGCUUGCCCGAGGCCUCGUCGGCUCGCCGCUCCAGCUUUGCCUUGCUCGUCGAUGGCGCCAUGAGCCGCCGCAGCGAGGGCGCGAUCCAGCCGCCGCCGGCGCUCAGCAUUCCCGCCGCUGGCGCACAUGCCGACGGGCCUGCUUCGGCCCCUGCUGUCCCGACGGGCGGCAUGCCGUCGCUGCCAACACCCGACGGCACCACGGAGCACAGCACGGCCGAGCAGGACCGCGCAACACGGCGUGCGGGCCAGCUGUGGGCACAAAAGGUGCUCGGCGAGCGCUUUGCACACCUCAACCUGCCGCAUCUCGGCGGCAGCAGCGGUCACAGCCCGACGAUUGCGUCCGAGCGCCGCGGCAGCGCGCCGAAUGCUGCGCCUACUGGCCACUCGCCGCCCGCCUCGCCGUCGCUCGGCCCGCGCCGCGGCUUUGCCGAGGUGGUGGAGGCUAUGAUGAAGAAGGAGGGCAUCAAGCCCUCGCUGUGGACUGAGGGCGCUCUCGAUGCCUUUGGUCUUGGUCCAUCGUCCUCGCGCAACGUGGCGGAAGACGCGCGCAAGAGCCGCGCUGCGCGUGGCCAGGCCAAGGAUGCCAACGCGCGCGGCAUCGACGUGCCACAUGCCGUCAGCGAGGAGCCGGGCACGGGCGAUGCCGAGACGUUUGUCAUGCCGGCGCGCGACGACGACAACGAGAAGGCACACGCGAGUCCGAGCUUCGCCAGCACGAAGCUCGGCGAGAAGCUGGACAAGGGCGAGGGCGUGGCGGACGACGAGCAGGAGCCUGCGCGCCUGCAGCUCGACUCCUAUGCGCUGGAGCGCGAGGUCUCGGCGCCUCGGCCUGCCGCGCCGCUGCUGCAGGUGAACGGCGAUGUGGCGCCGGACGAGACGCCGAUCGAGGACGACACAGCCAGCGAGGCAGCAGAACAGGGCGCGCCCGGCUCGUCGGCCUACCGCCGCAAGCAUGCGCGCACGCUCUCGAUGGCCUCGCGCACCUCGGCCUCGGAGCGCCUCGCCGCCAUCACCAAGUCGCUCGACUUUGCCAAUCUCUCGCAGGUCAAGGGCGAGAUCACGGCCGAGCAGCUGGCGGCGAUGCAGGCGGGCGAGGGCGGCGGCAGCAGCACGAGCGCCUCGAGCGCCGCCGCUGCUGCCAUUGCCGCGCAGGCCAAGGCAGCCGAGGGCGAGGCGUCUUCCUCGGCCAGCUCGGGCGCCGCGCCCAAGGCCGACAUCCUCGACUUCAACCCGUUCAUCUUCCACGCGCCACACGCACCCGUGCCCAUGGCGCUCGUCAACCGUCGGCCGCACGGCACUCCCGGCCACUCGGACAUCCGCAAUGCGCAGGACGCCGCCUGGCUGGCCGGCUUCCGCUACGCGCGCCGGCACGUCUUUGUGCAGAGCCCCACGCUCAACGCCACGCCCAUCCGGCACGCCGUGCUGCAUGCGUGCCGGCGCGGCGUGCGCGUCGAGCUCUGGCUCGGCCUCGGCUUCAACGACAAGAGCGAGAGCAUGCCGUUCCAGGGCGGCACCAACGAGCAGGUCGUCACGCGCCUCUACCGCCAGCUGCGCCGCGAGGGCAAGGGCAGCGAAAAGUUCCUCGAGGUGUACUGGUACACUGGCAAGGACAUGACGCGGCCGCUCAACGCUGUGCGCAAGCAGCGCAACUGCCACGUCAAAUAUGCACAGUUCGACGACCAGGUCGCCAUCAUCGGCAGCGGCAACCAGGACACGCAAUCCUGGUACCACUCGCAGGAGAUCAACGUCAUGCUCGACUCGCAGCAGGUGGUGCGCGAGUGGAACGAGGGCCUGCGUCGCAACCAGUCCACCGGUCUCUAUGGGCGCGUCGACGACGACGGCAUCUGGCGCGGCCGCGGCGGCGCAGAGAAGGUGGACAAGGGCAGCGACAAGUAGACGCCGCGCGCUGCCAUGCGCCAUCCCGGAACAUGCCUCCUCAUGCGAGCCGCCAGUCCGCCUGCGCCGCCGCCUCGAAAGAUACCUGCGAUACUCCAGCAAGUGUCUCCAUGCUGGCCUCCCCCACUCUCGUUGCCCCAAGCACACCUUCACACAACCCACACUCCCUUCUCCUGCCUUGCCACAUGUCCCAUGAGCACCGCGCCUUCGGCAGCGCGCAGCACCUGCUAUACCAUCCUUCUGCGUUCA